CUGCUGCUGGGCUUCCGGGAGGGCCGGGCCCUCGAGACCCCACAAGUCAGGACCCUGGCCACGAAGAAGGCCAAAGCUAAAGGGAAAAGUCAGGCCCGUGUGAACAUCAACACUUCCUUGGUAGAGGACAUCAUCAGCCUAGAAGAGUUAAACGAAGAAAUGAACUUGGUGGUCAAAACCCUACAGGAAAAUUUCAACAAAACUUUGAGCAUCAGGACAAACCCAGGGGCUCUUGAUUCGAUCAUCGUUGCCACCAAGGAUGGGAAAUUUCCGUUAAACCAGCUUGCACAAAUCUCCCAGCAUUCUGCGCAGCUCCUUGUGGUUAACAUGAGCAGCUUUCCAGAAAGCACAGCUGCGGCCGUUAAGGCUAUCCAACAGAGCGGGAUGAAUCUCAACCCGGAAGCGGAUGGGCUCUUGAUUCGCGUGCCAGUUCCAAAAAUCACCCGUGAGCACAGGGAGAACUUGGUCACGGUCGCCAAGCAGCUCACUAACAAGGCCAAGGAGUCCCUGCGUAAAGUCCGCACCGGGGCCAUGAAUCAGGUGAAGAGAGCCAAAGGAACCACGUCGGAAGACACCAUCCGAUUGAUAGAGAAGCAGAUUCAGCAAAUGACUGAAGAUGCCACAGAGGAAAUGGACAAGCUAUUGGCAGCAAAGAUGAAGGAGCUGCUUGUCUAGAGUCUGUCUGUCUGUCUCUCUCUCUCUCUCUCUCCCUCCCUCUCUCUCUUUCUCUCUCUCUCGUACACACA
Molecule: messenger RNA, 746 nt
Organism: Notechis scutatus (mainland tiger snake)
Lineage: Eukaryota; Metazoa; Chordata; Lepidosauria; Squamata; Elapidae
Source: RefSeq, a predicted model, not a curated record